Molecule: messenger RNA, 9864 nt
Organism: Oxyura jamaicensis (ruddy duck)
Lineage: Eukaryota; Metazoa; Chordata; Aves; Anseriformes; Anatidae
Gene: DCAF12
Product: DDB1 and CUL4 associated factor 12
Exons: 9
Coding region: 176-1546 (456 amino acids)
Cellular component (GO): Cul4-RING E3 ubiquitin ligase complex
Molecular function (GO): protein binding
Source: RefSeq, a predicted model, not a curated record
GGGGCCGCCGUCAAGCGUCGCAGCGACUGUCGCGAAGAGGUCGGGGGCAAUGUCGUGAGGCGCGGCCAGGCCCGGCUCGGCUCCCUCACGUCUAUGCCCUCAGCCCUGGCGGCCGCCUGCUCCAGGUGGGGCCCGGGCCGGGCUCUCGGCUUCUCUUUUUCCCUUUCCUUCUACUAUGGCCCGGAAAACAGUUAGCAGGAAGCGGAAAGCGGCGGCGGCGACCGCCGCGGGGCCCGGGGGGCUCCAUGGGGAGCAGUAUGGGUGGGAUCACUCUGUUCACAAAAGGAAAAGGCUCCCCCCGGUGAAGCGGUCCCUGGUGUACUACCUGAAAGGUAGAGAGGUGCGGAUGCAGAAUGAGUCCAGCUACCACCGCCUGUUGCAUGGAUAUGCAGCCCAGCAGCUUCCCAGCCUCCUCAAGGAGAGAGAGUUUCACCUUGGAACCCUUAAUAAAGUGUUUGCCUCCCAGUGGCUGAACCACCGACAAGUGGUGUGCGGGACAAAAUGCAACACAUUAUUUGUGGUAGACGUCCAGACUGGUCAAAUUACCAAGAUUCCUAUUCUGAAAGACCGUGAACCUGGCAUGGUGAACCAGCAGGGCUGUGGUAUUCACGCCAUUGAGCUCAACCCCUCAAGGACCCUUCUGGCCACAGGUGGAGACAACCCCAACAGUCUUGCAAUUUAUCGUCUGCCUACACUUGAUCCUGUCUGUGUGGGAGAUGAUGGACAUAAGGACUGGAUAUUUUCAAUUGCAUGGAUCAGUGAUACUAUGGCUGUUUCUGGUUCUCGGGAUGGUUCAAUGGGUCUCUGGGAAGUCACAGAGGAUGUGCUGUCUAAAAGCGAUGCCAGGCACAACAUGUCUCAAGUUCCUGUCUAUGCCCACAUAACACACACGGCUCUGAAGGAUAUCCCCAAGGAGAACACCAAUCCCGACAAUUGCAAAGUCCGAGCACUGGCUUUCAACAAUAAAAACAAGGAGCUGGGAGCUGUGUCCCUAGAUGGGUAUUUUCAUCUUUGGAAAGCAGAGCACACGCUAUCAAAGUUACUCUCCACAAAGUUGCCGUACUGCAGGGAGAACGUGUGUUUGGCUUAUGGUCAAGAGUGGUCAGUGUAUGCCGUAGGAUCGCAGGCGCACGUCUCCUUUCUGGAUCCAAGGCAGCCGUCUCACAAUGUUAAAUCCGUCUGUUCCAAAGAACGAGGCAGUGGUAUUCGAUCAGUGAGUUUCUACGAACACAUCAUCACAGUGGGAACAGGGCACGGCUCCUUACUGUUCUAUGAUAUCAGGGCCCAGAGGUUCCUGGAUGAAAAGCCCCCGCGUGCCUGCUAUGGACAGAAGCAGAAAUUAGGAGGAAGUGAAAUUUUGAAGUUGACUACGGGGAAAGGUUGGCUGAAUCAUGAUGAAACCUGGAGGAAUUAUUUUUCUGAAAUUAAUUUCUUCCCAAAUGCUGUUUACACCCACUGCUACGACUCGUCUGGAACAAAACUCUUUGUGGCAGGAGGCCCCCUUCCAUCAGGACUUCAUGGGAAUUACGCUGGUCUCUGGAGCUAAUGAUAACUCUUUACAAAUGCUGAUCUUUACACAGAUUUCCACUUUCAAUUUUUCUUUUUUUUUUUUUUUUGUAACAAUGAAAUUGCGUGAUGCCACUGAGUUAUGAUUUAAACACAAGUUAUUUUUGGCAGAGUUUUCUGUUGGUCUCCAACAGUUUUGUACAUCCUUUUGAACCAGUUUUUGCUUUUACCUCCCCGAUCCUUUAUAUGAAGGGUUUUUGAAAUCCCUUCUUAUUAUAUUUGCUCCAAAUGACUUUUCCCUUGCAUUUAUGCUAUCUUGGCCAUGUGCCCCCUCCCCUACUUUGCUGUGAGGUAGGAUUCCUUUCUACUAGAGUGGUUGUUCCUGGGCUUUCUGUGAAAGUCUAGGGGCUGCGUGUGUGCAGGUACUUUGUGUCAGUUACAUUACCUGGAGCGAGGACUACUUGUAAUUAAAAAAUAUUAAAAAUAUUUAUAAGAGAUAAGCUACUACUUUAUCUGCAGAGCCUGGCCCUGGCCUGGGUUGAUCUUAUUUUUUAAAAGUACAAGUCUAAUGACACUGUUUAUAUGUAGAGGAAUACAGUAAUUUUAAGCUGUACUCAUCAGAGCCCCGGGACAGAUUCCCAAGGGUAUUGGCCAUCAAGCCCAAACUGCAGAAGCACAGGAGUUCUCAGAAGUGCGUUUGCAUUUGAAUGGUAGUUUUCAGCAGUGCCAGGAGAAAAAAAAAUAAAAAAAUCUUUUGUUCCUUUUCUGCCUGUCCCAGGUAUGAGCUUGUGCAGCUGGAGUUUGAGUAGGUUGUCCUGCAGCAUGGCAGGGUGACGUUACACGGAGGGCCUGCAGAGGUGAUGAAAAGAAACGGGGGCUAAGGAUGGAAGCUUUUUUACUUGUCAUUAAAAAAUGAACUGUAUCUAACCAUUCUGCAGGCGAGACAAGGUUCCCGGGUAUGCUGCUGUGGUUGCUCAUGGGUUCUUUGUAGACUGCCUAAAACCCAGGAUCUCUUUUGUCUCAGUUUGUGGAAACUUGCCCCCCCCCCCCUUUUUUUUUUUAAUCUGUUCAGGUUGUUAGUCAUCUCCUUUCAUAAGCCAAUGGUAUAAAGAAACUAUUUUUUUUUCUUUUUUCUUUAAGGUUAAAGAGUUUGUCUCAGACUUGUCUAAUGCAGGCUAAAAGAUUACCACAUAGCAAGAUAACUUGCUGUUACCUUGUGUUGCAUUAGCAUCCGCCCUCAUCUAGCUUGCUGUAGGAGAUGCUCAGUCUUUCCCUGGAGCCCCCUGCUGCUUUUUCCAUUUGAACUCCCUUGAACUUCCUGUGGGACUGUGGCUGGGGAGGAUAGGUCUGAUGCCGUUCGGGUCCACCUGUGAAGCGUGUGCAUUCCAGUGUACCGGUCUUCUCUACCACUUGGCUAAAAUGCAGAGCUCUGGGAUGCUCCUCCUGUUUUUUUGGCAGCGCCAGGAACUCUUGCCUUGUUACUGAUGCAUCUGUCCUCUGCUGGGAUGAAUGCCUGCCCCCUGCCCUCAUCACCUCUGGAGCAGCGUGCACCUGGACCUUGCUGCUUUGGUGCCAAACGAGCACUUGGUUGAAGCUGAGGAGAAAAGACAAGGCUGGGACGUGCUUUGUUCUCCUGUCUCUGCUGGAGAUGACAGCACUGCAGGAGAGUAGCUCUGGUCGCUGAAGCUGUUCCUGGCAGGCUGACCAGAGCUAGUCUGGCGGUGUCCUUAUGGUCUCCCUUGUCUUUGUGCAUGGUGUCUUCAUCAAUGACGCCGAGCAGCGAGGUCCUGGCUUACAUGUUUGACUGAUGGAAUUACACAGUAUAACAGUCUGUUCCUGAAGCAGAGCAGACCAUGCUUUAUCUCACAUCAUGCACCUGAAGGAGAGAAAAUAACUAAUUGUAACAGACCUGCAGACCUUUUGUUCCUGCUAUUUGACCUUUCAGGAACGUGGGAUCUUAUGCUGCUAGUGAGUGUAGGAAUCUGUUCAUUUUACCCAUCUACUUCAGAGUAGACUACCUUAUUAAUCUGGGUAUUAGAUUUCCCAUACUCAUUCUCACAUGCAAUCAAACCAGUGAUGUAAUUACGGGUUCACUAAUAUCCCGCUUGCAUGUGCUGGGUAGCAACCCCUUGAUAACAGUCGGGUGUUACGUGAUGGAUGCUCCCGAGGAAGCAGAAGCUACAGAGCAGUGCUAGCUUGAGCAUGGCAGUGGGGGUGGUGCUCAGCCUCUUGCCUGAACUCCUUAUUCUUGGUAACUGCUCCAGCCUUCCCUGUUGUACAGUCAGCUCAGCCAAGGAGAAUUACUGCUGCUCUCCCCAGGUGCUUUCUGGGACUGUUGUAAAGAAGCGAGUCCACUUGUUUGGUUCCCUCAUCAGUGCUGCUGGUGUUGGUCCAAGGUGAGUAAAUUACCAAAGAAUAGUUUCAUAGGUGUUUGUUCCUAGUCUCAAUUGUUCAUUUUUCCCCAUAGAUCCAUUUUAAGAUGCAUUGCAAGAAGGCCUAAAGAGCUCACUGGAUUUAGUCUGUCCACAAAAGUUAUGUUCGCGUUGUGGGUGACUCUUGUGAUUCCCUUAGUAAGGGAGACUCCUGAAUGUCUUCAUGGGGAUAUCUUUGCUGCCUCCAUUUCAAGUCUUUGGCAGCUUUUUUAUAUCUUAAGGAAUAAGAUACUUCUGUAUCAGUCUCUCUUCUCUAGAAUUUCAUUCCCUUCCUUCACCUAAGCACUUGCUUUGUAUAUAGCUUGCAGUUGCAGAGCUACAAGAUUAAAGUUUUGAUCCGGCUAUGUUAAGUGGUGGUUUGGUGUCUUAAUUUCUGCCCCUCAGCUGAGAGGCACUAACUGACCUUGUGAAUGGAUGCCCCUCCCCUGGUGCAGCUGUUAAAUAAAGCAGGCUUGCCUAGUCUGCUUUUUGGAGGUUGCCUCCUUUGUUUGAUUGCAAGAAACCAAGAACAGAUUGGCCACGAGUCGCUGCAGUCAGCUGUGCAGCAGCAUCUUACAGCAGCCAGGUGUGAGCUCUGAGAUGGAUUUGUGGUGGCUUGAUACCCCUAUUUUCCAUAAAUCUACUUCUUCAAGGUGUUUUAAUUAGUUGAUGUUGCAAUUGCUGCUAUAACCCAGUCACUGAACCUGGAUACAGCUCAUCUGUAGGGGUGCUGUUGCAGGGCUGCAUGUGAUGAGCAGAUUCUCCAGCCAGCCCAUGCUGAGCCCUGGACAGCAACGCUCCGUGCUCUCUGGCUUGAAGUCAAGUAAGAAUUCCCCUUUGUGCACUACUGGUCACACUGCAGCCCCAACCCAUGGUGUGACCUCAAAUUAAAAUGCAUUUCUGAGUGUUGCAGUGCCUUCAGUAGCUUAUCUUAAGGUCUCUGAAGCACGGACACCAGGAAUUUGUCCAUGUUGCAGACAAGAGGGUGGAAAGAAUACUGCCAAGUCUCGUCUGAAGGGAUUUCCUGUGUGCUUUCCCCUGCAUCUGCAAGCAGUUGUUUCACUGUGGUGAGGAUGGGCAAGGGAGCACGAGGGGGAAAAAAAAGGUGAAAGCCCAGCCAAGUGGUUGGUAAUGGUCUUGGAACACCUGAGGAGCUUAAAAAUACAAAGGGGAUGCUUAUUCAUUGCUCAGGAGGUACUUGUAAAAGGGCUUAAUCAGGAAUGUUUUUAGAGGUCAAGUAGAUGUCCCUUUCAUUCUUGGUUUUUCCAUGUUAAAGGAUUUAAAUUAGGAAGUAUCUUUUUUUCUGUGAUGCUUGCUGGCUUUAUCAGAACCAUGUGGUGCUUGGCUAAUUUAAAACAGAAAUGCUUUUGACAGAAAAUAAUCUUCCCAAUUAAAAACUGAGUACCAUUUUCUAAUAGCUUUUCCCUCUUGUGACCUGCUGGGAGCAGAACAGUCAUAAGAAACUGCACACAGACCUAACACAGGGUGCCAGGGCUGGUGGAGCUGGGAAAGUGGCUGCCACUUCUGGACUGAAAAAUCACCAGGUAAAACACUUGACUCCAUACAAAUUAAUGGUUUCAGUCUAAUGGCCAGCGAGGGGUGUAUAUAAAAGCACUUGCAGCAAAUAAUGUCUCUAGUCCUAGAUGUUGAUUCUUUGACCUCAGAACAAAAAUCUAGGAGUCAACACUUGGUUUUCUUAGGAACUGCUUUUUUAGAUUCCCUUAUUAAAAGGGAAAAUUCAGGUGCUGAAUCUUAAUCUCAUUAAACUUGUACUUUUUAUUUGCCCAUUCUCCUGGUCUCCUUUCCUUUUCAAGGCCUCCCACAGUCUCAGGGUAUAUAAGUCACUGACUCAUCCAAAUAAUACCGAAAUGGACCAACCAGAGGUUAACGUGCCUUUCUCUUCUGGUACCUUGAUCUUUGUAAAGUAAUCUCACCAACUCGUCACAGUCUUAGGGCUGGGUAUGUGCAUUGUCUUUUUAAAGAUGUAUGUGUUGAAGUUGCAACAGGUUUGUACUGUUAAUUGUGACUCGUUUCAUUUGUUUUAGGAUGUGGUGUAGACACAAAUCAACGCACUGGUUUGUCUUGGGAUCGGUCUCACCCAUGACAUCUAUCAGUACUCGCUUGUUUGUUCGUGUGUACACAAAUGCUGGAUCUUCCCCAUCGCCUCUGAUGUACUUAUAUAUGAUGCAUAAACUACACAAGGUGUUUUUAAAAUGUGUGGUGACCACAACUUGUUGCCUGAGGGUAGCAUGUCCUACAGUGAACUGUUUUUAUUUUUUUAUUAUUAUUAUUUUAUUUUUUCCCAAAUCCAAAGCCAGGGAGGGGUGGGGAUCAGCACUUGCUAACACCUGCUGGCUUUUGUUCUGAAUCCAGGUUCUGAUGUUAACAACUCCUGCAAUUCCACCCAUUUAACAGCCUUUCUCAGCUCGCUGUUUUGUCAUGAGCUGUGUUGGAACAGCACCGGAUCCUGAACUAUCACAGAAGCUGUCAAGUGAAGCAGAAACAGCUCUUUUCAAAUGUUAUAGUGCAUGUUUUUAGCUGUAAGGUAAAACUGUUUAAAGUUUUUGAUGCAGCUUGCAAAUGGAACAGUGGGAAACUGCCGACAGUAGGCAAAACUACCCUGUCUGCACAUGGGGCUCAGUGUUCAGAGUUACCUUGUGAACUUUUUCCUCUGAAAAGUGAUUUUUUUUUUCUUCCCAAGACAAAGGCAUGACAUGUUUAGCUUUGUCUUCUGAAUUGGCAAAUGGUAUAUUUUGGUUUUCAAACUGCCACCUGGAGUUUGGGCCAGGUUUCUGCAUCUUCUGCAGGUAGAGGAUGGUAUGAUGGAUAGAGUGUGUCUAUUCCCAGUUGCUGAGCUUAAGUUUGUCAGAGUAUGGAAACAGGAACACUUCUUCGCUUCCUUUUACCCUAAAUGGGCUUGUAUAUCCAUAACUAACUGAAGUUAAGUACUGAAUUGAUCCAUGGGGCUACCUUUGUCUUUAGAAGCAGCAUUGCUAGUCAUCAAGCUAUUGGCAUUACUACGUUGCCAAGGAGCACUGAGGUUAGCCUAUCUCCUGUUCUAGCUGUGUGUGUUCUUGGAACCACAGUGCAUAUUUAAACUGGAGUUCUUUUUGUUCUUGUCAAGUUUCUUCAAAUCUAGUAAGGUCCCAUUUUUAUCAUGGUCACUUUGCAGAGUAGAACAGAUUGGUCUGUCUACUUUGUAAUCUUCAGCACUUUCCUCUUCUCCCAUUUCUUCCCAGUUAACUUUUAAAAAUUGUUUCAAAGCUGCUUGCCUAGUCUGAGAAAUACCAAGUCAUAAUGAAAAGAAAACCCAUGCCCCGCUGUUCUUUCACCAUAAACUUCACCUUCUGGCUGGCUGACUCAGAUGUGGAGGACUCCACUUAUGUGAAGCCUGAAAUUCUCACAUAUCUGCAUUCUUCAGUGCAUGUCAACAGAUCACGAAGCGGAGGUGCCCAGCACCGGCACCUGUUUCAGUUGGUUAAGAAUGAUCUAGUGGUGUGUUAGUCAACCAGAGAACUGGCAUCCUUGGCCAAUCAGCAAUUGAAUAAUAUCCUUGUUAUUCAGCAUCAUAGCUAAAAAUCCUUUGAGGCAAAGGCAGGAAGGUGCAUCAUUGACUUACUGCUGACUUUUAAUCCCAUUUGGAGUCUUUCUCCACACACUCUAUCAUGUGCAUUUGAUUGAUUGUGGAAAAAAUUGUUAUGCCAUGGGCUGAACUCUAGCCCUGUACUCAGAAGGCAACAGCUGUUAUUAGCUUUAGCUAGCAGAAAUACCAAGGGCUGGCUACAUGCAGAUGAGCUGACAUUUGAGCAGUGGAAGCCUUGAGGUUUUGCUUUGUGCUUUUAAGAGUGCAGAACUGGUCCCAGAACUUGUGAAACUGGUUGUUAUCCAUCUCAGGAUGAGCUGUGAAGGUGGCAUGGGGAACAACCAGUGGUCAGUCACCCUUUCCCUCAUCCGUGAAGGUUACCAGUGCACUAGUCUUUGUUUUCAUGGUUGACUACAAACACUGCUUUGCUGCCACCAGCCACCUCCAUGUGCUUCCUGCUGGGAUGGAGCCUGCAGCUUCAUCCACCUGGUCGCUCGCUCAGUGUGAGCUGUAUGUGCGGGGUGUGCCAGGCCAGCUGGGCAUUACAGCUGCAGUUGACUGCUCUGGGCUUCUCUUACAAUGCAGGUGAUAGUAGGACCAGUACAGAAAGGCACGGAUUAGAAACUUCUAACAGGCUCUGUCACUCUUGUUCAAAAUGCUUUGUCUCCAUUCUCCCUUCUUGCCACCUUCUGCCCCCUGGGACUCAAGCAAGUUCCCUGUUGUCUCAUGGCUUACCAGUUCUGCCAAGUCUAGGGGUGAGUCCUGCUGCAGUCCAAGACUUCUGCACUUGCUCAGACAACAUCUUGCUGAAUUGUUUGCUGUCUGCCUGUUCAUUUAACUCAGCCCUGGAUGUCUCCCUGAGCUGGUAUCCUCCUUUCAGCCUGAUGGGCUUUGCUCCAAACUCAUUCCUGUGCCAUGAAGGAGUUGAUUCCUGUAGUGCUGGUUAUUUCAAUUGGGUGGCUUUUUUCUUAUUUAUUCUGGGGUUCACUGCAAAUACAAAAUCUUACUGACUUCUCAGAUCUCUCCUGAAUGUGGUACAGGGGCACACCCAGGUAAAGCAUCAGAAUUUGGCGACUUGAAAGGUGCACAGAAACAAGUCUCUCCUAAACAAAUUUUUGGGAGGAAAAGCAGCUGCAUACACACAAAUGGAAAGGUAUCUCUGUGCAGAAUAGGUGAGGGAGCAGUUUAAGAAUUUAAAUUAGAAGAACAGAUUACCUUUUUUUUUUUUUUUUUUUUUUUUUUAAUUAACAGGAUGUUUGGCUGCGUUCUAAUCCACAGAAGGUUGCAAUGUUAACUGGGGGUUUCUGUUCAUCAAUACAAAAUGUGCCUCUCAACUAUAAUGCAAAAGUCAGUCUCUGUCUCACUUUGUUUGCAAUGCAAGAAGUUUAACUGAAGACUGAUUUAAUUCUUGUUUCUUGCUCUUAAGUGUUGUCAUCCAUACACCAGUCCUUGCUGGUAUUUCCCAAGCACCAUACAGCAACAUCCCUGUUUAAAAGCAAAAAGGGAAUUGCAUUGAGCAGUGGAACCUGCUGAACUUCCUUGCUUUAGAGAGACACUGGAGAGAAGAGACCAGGUUCCAUGUGUUUUAAUUACAACUUUAAACCAAUGCAGCUACUCUCUCAGAUCAGCACCACUUCCUACUUUUCUCUCUGGUAGAUGGGAAUACAAAAUCAAACCCAGCAAUACGUGAUCCAGUUGACAUGCUCAUGCGUAGAAUGUGGGAUCUUUGAAAUACAAGGACUGAGAUCUCCCAGCUGUGUGGAAAAACUCAGUAUCUGUGCAAGAGUUUGGAUCUCUGAUUACAGUUCUUCUGCCAGCUUGCUAAAUGCAAUCGAGUACUCGACUCUGCCGAAGACUGUGGUAGAAGAGCUGUGGAGGUGUAGGCUGGAACUGAUCUUUUUAGAUCACCUCUGUGUUGCUUGACUACAUGGACAACGUAACAGUGAUUUUUACAGAUUGCUUUCCAUCUGUCAGUCACAACUCUUAAUUUGCUGUUUGGGGAAAAACUGUUAAUAGAUGCAUUUCCAGAUCAAACGAAGAGCCUAACUUACCAUCUUGCAUUAACCGGGUUACUGUGUUCACAUGCCAGAAAGAUGUUGCUCUUUGAAAAAGCAUGUUAGUGUAUGUGGCGAUGACCCAUGCACUUUUUAAAUACCUAACUCUGUAUAUUCUCACCUGAGUAUCGUUAACCAUGCUGUAGUCUGACAAAUGGAUCUUUUACUACUGCCUUGUUAUAUAGAUAAUUGUAAUUAACUGCAGUUUGUUUUUCCACUACUUGAAGUUGUGUGAUCUGAAAAUUGGUGAACAAAAAGUAUUUGUGCAUCCUACUAUGGGUAUCUCUAAAUAAAAUGUAUUUGUAUAGUG